Molecule: messenger RNA, 763 nt
Organism: Cebus imitator (Panamanian white-faced capuchin)
Lineage: Eukaryota; Metazoa; Chordata; Mammalia; Primates; Cebidae
Product: POU domain, class 5, transcription factor 1-like
Exons: 1
Coding region: 10-504 (164 amino acids)
Biological process (GO): regulation of transcription by RNA polymerase II
Molecular function (GO): RNA polymerase II cis-regulatory region sequence-specific DNA binding; DNA-binding transcription factor activity, RNA polymerase II-specific
Source: RefSeq, a predicted model, not a curated record
UUCAAGAACAUGUGUAAGCUGCGGCCUUUACUGCAGAAGUGGGUGGAGGAAGCAGAUAACAAUGAAAAUCUUCAGGAGAUAUGCAAAGCAGAAACCCUCGUGCAGGCCCGAAAGAGAAAGCGAACCAGUAUCGAGAACCGAGUGAGAGGCAACCUGGAGAAUUUGUUCCUGCAGUGCCCGAAACCCACACUUCAGCAGAUCAGCCACAUCGCCCAGCAGCUUGGGCUUGAGAAGGAUGUGGUUCGUGUGUGGUUCUGUAACCAGCGCCAGAAGGGCAAGCGAUCAAGCAGUGACUAUGCACAACGAGAGGAUUUUGAGGCUGCUGGGUCUCCUUUCUCAGGGGGACCAGUGUCCUUUCCUCUGGCCCCAGGGCCCCAUUUUGGUACCCCAGGCUAUGGGAGCCCUAACUUCACUGCACUGUACUCCUCGGUCCCUUUCCCUGAGGGGGAAGCCUUCCCCCCUGUCUCUGUCCCCACUCUGGGCUCUCCCAUGCAUUCCAACUGAGGUGCCUGUCCUAGGAAUGGGGGACAGGGAGAGAGGAGAAGCUAGGGAAGGAGAACCUGGAGUUUGUGCCAGGGCUUUUAGGAUUAAGUUCUUCAUUCACUAAGGAAGGGAUUGGGAACACAAAGGGUGAGGGCAGGGGAGUUUGGGGCAACUGGUUAAAGGGAAGGUGAAGUUCAAUGAUGCUCUUGAUUUUAAUCCCCACAUGUAUCACUUUUUUCUUAAAUAAAGAAGCCUGGGACACAGGCUGGGACACACACAC